CGUCCCAGACUUACCCUCCAUUCAAAUUAUAAAUAGCAAAGAGUGGUCCCGUCUUUUAUCAUAUCAGGACACGGCCGUUUGCUUUCCCAUCGAGCAUUUGCAGAGAGAACGCUCAACAUCAAGAACUACUGAACAAGCAAACCCCAAGAACAAGUAAACACCAACAUGCCGAAGAACAAGGGAAAGGGAGGCAAGAACCGGAAGAGGGGAAAGAAUGAGGCUGACGAUGAGAAGCGGGAACUUGUGUUCAAAGAAGAUGGUCAAGAAUAUGCUCAAGUGCUUCGCAUGCUAGGCAAUGGAAGGUGCGAGGCGAUGUGCAUUGAUGGAACCAAGAGGCUCUGUCACAUUCGUGGAAAGAUGCACAAGAAAGUCUGGAUAGCAGCUGGUGAUAUCAUACUCGUGGGUUUAAGAGAUUAUCAAGAUGACAAGGCAGAUGUGAUUCUUAAAUAUAUGCCUGACGAGGCUCGUCUCCUUAAGGCAUAUGGUGAACUUCCUGAGAACACUCGUCUCAAUGAGGGUAUUGCAGCUGGUCUUGACGAGGAAGAUGAUGGAGCUGGGGAUGACUACAUUGAGUUUGAGGAUGAGGACAUUGAUAAGAUUUAAGUCAUGCUUCUUUUUUCGGCCACUGCCAAUACAGCAGAAUGUUGUUCCUUUAGUGUUUCUUUUCUAUAGAUAGAUGGAUAUACUAUUCUUACUGGAUGGAGCAUCUAGUGAAGACAACAAUACUGUUUUGGGAUUUUGUUUGUGUUUUUCGGAAGGAAUUUUUGCUUAUAUGAUAUCAGGGAUGAAAAAUGAGAAUUUGUGCUGUGCUAUUUUCCA
This is a messenger RNA of Amborella trichopoda, 819 nucleotides long. RefSeq names its product eukaryotic translation initiation factor 1A. Gene Ontology annotation, molecular function: translation initiation factor activity; RNA binding. The record is from RefSeq and is a predicted model, not a curated record. NCBI's taxonomy places the organism in Eukaryota, Viridiplantae, Streptophyta, Magnoliopsida, Amborellales, Amborellaceae. Gene Ontology annotation, biological process: translational initiation.